AUGUCGAAAAGAUCAUAUCCAACAGCUGGUUUAUGUUAUUACACAAUAAAAUUGAUUCUUAAUUAUUUGGUGAAAGAUGAAUCUACUGUUAGUACCUUGAAAAAAACAUUAAAACUUAUGUUAUUAUCGAAAUUCGAAUGUUACUUUUUCUCCGAUGACAAUCAGUUGAAAUUAUUGAAGAAAUAUUCUUUCUUCGACCCGCUUGGAUUUUCUGUUCUUGGAGAAGAUGAUGUUCGUAUUAUUGAACAAGAAAUCAAACAAGUGGUUCGAAAUGAAAGUAUCCAUUUGAAUGAUCCAUUUUCAACUUCAUCGUCCGAAUCUAUUCCAUCAACAUUACAACCAAUAGUGACAGCUAGUGCAUCACAAACAUCAGCAUCAGAUCACAAACAGUCCUUAUCAACAAUUGAUCAAUUUUUGUUAGCUUGUGGUGAAUCACCUAUUAGUAAUUUACAGAAAAGUCAAACUAGAAAAUUAACUAUUGACGAUGAAUUAUGCGUUUAUAAAGAAGUUGUUAGUAGCUUUUUUCGUGAACAUAAAACUCAAGCUUUUGCUCUCGAAUUCUGGAAGCAAAAUUACUCAAAUUUCCCGAUUCUAGCACAACUUGCUAGGGCUUAUUUAUCAACGAAAGGAAAGAGCUCGCUUAAGUCCAGAGAGUUUAAGUUAUACUAUGUUUCUGAAAGAUAA
This is a messenger RNA of Adineta ricciae, 684 nucleotides long. The record is from the annotation of a GenBank genome assembly. NCBI's taxonomy places the organism in Eukaryota, Metazoa, Rotifera, Eurotatoria, Adinetida, Adinetidae.